This is a messenger RNA of Paramecium sonneborni, 1591 nucleotides long. The record is from the annotation of a GenBank genome assembly. NCBI's taxonomy places the organism in Eukaryota, Ciliophora, Oligohymenophorea, Peniculida, Parameciidae.
AUGAUGAAUCGAUAUUCCUUGUAUUUUAAAGAUAUUCAUUUAGAAGAUUCUUAUCAAAAAUAUUUGUUAGAUAUUAACAGAAAACCUCUCUUAAAGAGGUUAAUAAUUUCUACAACUAUAGUUUAAAUUGCAGAUUUCUUAUAAAUUAUUGCCUCAUCCUAAUAUGAAGAACUUACUUGGAAUUAUGUCUUUGUGCAUUAUUUAUUAGAGUUUAUUUUGAAUAUGUUGCUAAUCUUACUCAUUAUUUAUUAACCUAAAUAUAUUGGAAAAGGUUUGUUGCUAUAUAAUCAUUUUUUUGCUGCUGCUUUUGUAUUCAUUGAAUAUUAAAAAGCUAUGUAUUCAAUAAACUAUUCAAAGAUAAUUUAAUUAGGCAUUAUAGGAUCAUAAUUUAUUAUAAUUUUGUCAUCUGACUUUAUUGAAGCAGCUUACUAAGCAAGUGUUUUUCCUUUAAUAUAUAUUUUUAUUUGGUCUUAUGGAUAAGGCCAAACUUAUUAUGCUGGAAUAGUUGCAGUAAUUUUAUCUGGACUGGUGUUAUUAUAAGGUUUGUAUGAUCAUUAAGUUGCCUUUAGAUCUUAAUUUUAAUUGGGUUUUAUUGAUAAUUAAUGGGAAAACAUAUUUACAUAAUUAAUUAGCGAAUAAUAUUUAAUAUUUUAUUUUGAUAAUGCAACAUUUAGUUUUUAAUUAUCUAAAUCGAAAAAUUAUGUUUACAAAAUUGAUACAACAAAAUAGCUUCAAUCAUAUUUAAGAAAAAUAAAAAUAAAUAAAAAGCAAAAUUUUGAGUAAUUUUGUUAUGAAUAGAUGAGAAAUCAUACAAACUUUUAUAAGGAUGAUCUAAAAUAGAAUUUAGCAAUUUAAUUUUAGGGUAAAUCUUAAAUCAUUUAGUAUUCAAUAUUUUAUAGUGUUCGCCCAAUUGUACUUUUAUAAAUCAUCUCUAAAGACACACAUUAGAAUGAGAGUGAAAUUGAAAUAGAUAGAAAAAUAAAUCUAGAAUCAAAAUAUUAAUUUAAAUAUAAAAAGUUCAUUUAUUUGUUAUAUCAACCUUUAAAAAAGAAGUGUAAGGAUAUAUCUAUUUCACUUAAACUUGUAUCAAAAAUUAGAAAAAUAUGUCUAUAUGCUAAUUUAUAAGAAUACAUCACACCUCAUAGCAUUUUAUCAGUACAUAUAUUUUAGCUAGAAUAUUUAUUUUAAAAAAUAAGAUUUAUUUAUGAAGACUAUGAUAUAUAAAUUGAUAAUAAAAUCAAUUUAAUUACAAAUAAUAAGGAACUUUUAUUAAUGCUUUUUAUUGAAAUAAUCGAAAAAACGAUUUCUAAGCAUUUGAAAAUAGAAACAUCAUUCUUCGAAAAUAGUUAAAUUUUAAUCAAGUUUAUUUGUUAUUAUUCCUAAAAAAAUCUUGAAGAGUUUUUGCAUAAAAUAAGCCUUUACUCAAAUUUUAUAAAUAAAAUAGAGUUUGAGAAUCAAUGUAUAAAAAAAAUUAAUUUUAGUUAUUGGAAUUUAUAUUCAUAAUAUUUCUUUAUAAGUGGGAAAUAAACUUUCAUUAUUAACAUCAAAUAAAAACGAAUUAUUUUAAAAUCUAUUAGAUUCAAAUCGUUGA